CCCCUCUCCAUCGCAGAUUCUCCUCUCCACGUCUUCAGGAAACGUUUCUCUCUCCUCUCUCCUGUCGUCUCCUCUCUCUCUCUCUCCUCUCGGACCGGGUUUUGUUGUGAUUCCUUUCAGGGGGUUCCAGUCCUCUUUUCACGCCUGUUUCCUUGGUGCUCGCCUCCGCUUAUCAUUUCGAGUCUCCUGUCAUCUCAUCUACAGCACUGCACAGUACACUACUUUGGAGCUUCUCUCGGCAUCUCUCUUAUCAUUCGCCCUUCCCCUUGUCUCUCUAUCCGCUCAAGCGUCUCUCUUGUCACGUUGGGUCGACGUCCUUUUUGCCUGCCAGUACCGUCCCCACGUCCACAAUUUUUCCUGUCGACUUUCGGUUCGUUGUCUUCCUCUUCCAAGGUCAAGUCACAUCGUUCCAAUCUCGACUCCGACUGCCUCUACCGAUAGAUCGCAAAGAACAGAUCCAAGGAAAAAAAGACUCGACAUCGUCCUAGCCGCCCUCGGCUAAGACAUCCUAAUUGUGUCCGCCACUUUUUUCCCUCUCUCAUACUUAUUCUCUCUUGCGCGCGCGCACUCUCCCCGCCUCCCGCUUCCCGCUCUUUUAGCCUCGUUGCUCGCUUGCUUGCUUUGCUGUGAGCUUCUAGGGUCACGUCAGUCUCGGGACAAGUUUUCAGUACUACUUCCUCCCACACUUCUACUCACGCCACAACCAACAACCUCCAAGCAGUCGGUUGCUUCUCGAACCUCGCUACCGUUCUAAGACAUUCUCAGUUCAACGUUGCAUCUUGCAAGCAAAGUCUAGAGCUAUAUUGGUCUAGCUAUCUGCAACACCGUCUCUCAUAUCGUCGUUAACAGUCGACGAAUUCUCAAGCUUCGAAAUCUACUCGUCACACAAUCGGCUUCUAGUACCAACAACCGACGCAAUGGCGGACAACGGACCUGCUUCGAACGCGGCGCAGCUGCCCCCUCCUCCCCAGCCGAAUGCUGGAGCUCCAGGCUACGAGAACGGCCAGAAUGGCCAGUCAAACCCGGCGCACAUGCCCCCGCCUCCCCUCCAUAUCCCGCAGAACAACAACCCGAUCCCGACCGCCAUUACCUCGCCCAUGUCUGGUGUCGAUAAGGUUAUGUCGCCCGGUAGCGCGGGGGGAUUCGGCCGCCGUGCUGCUCCCGAGCCUAACAAGCGGGCGCUGUACGUCGGAGGCUUGGAUCAGCGUGUGACCGAGGAUGUCUUGCGUCAGAUCUUCGAGACUACCGGUCACGUUCAGAAUGUCAAGAUCAUCCCCGACAAGAAUGCUAAGGGCUACAACUAUGGAUUCGUUGAGUACGAUGAUCCCGGUGCGGCCGAGCGCGCUAUGCAGACCUUGAACGGAAGACGUGUGCACCAAUCCGAAAUCCGCGUCAACUGGGCUUAUCAGUCCAACACCUCAAGCAAGGAGGACACCUCCAACCACUUCCACAUCUUCGUUGGCGACCUUAGCAACGAAGUCAACGACGAGGUUCUGACCCAGGCGUUCUCUGCCUUUGGCUCCGUAUCCGAAGCUCGCGUCAUGUGGGACAUGAAGACUGGCCGAUCUCGUGGAUACGGUUUCGUCGCUUUCAGGGACCGCCCGGACGCCGAGAAGGCACUCAGCUCCAUGGAUGGAGAGUGGCUUGGCUCACGCGCCAUCCGCUGCAAUUGGGCAAACCAAAAGGGUCAGCCGUCUAUUGCGCAGCAGCAGGCGAUGCAGGCUAUGGGCCUGACGCCCACGACACCUUUUGGCCACCACCAAUUCCCAGCUCAUGGUGUUGCCAGCUAUGAGGUUGUCCUUGCCCAGACGCCGUCGUGGCAAACAACGUGCUAUGUUGGCAACUUGACUCCUUACACCACGCCAAAUGACGUGGUCCCCCUCUUCCAAAACUUCGGCUUUGUGGUUGAGUCUCGAUUCCAGGCGGACCGAGGAUUUGCAUUCAUCAAGAUGGACAGCCACGAGAGCGCGGCUAUGGCAAUCUGCCAGAUGAACGGCUAUAAUGUUAAUGGACGCCCCUUGAAGUGCAGCUGGGGCAAGGACAAGACCCCGAACCCUCAGGGCGGCGCCGCCGCCGGCUUUGACCCCUCGCAGCAGGCGUACAGCCCGCAAAGCGCCGCUUCCGGCCCCGGAGGUUACCCCGGUACCCCGACUGCCUACUUCCCUCAAUACGGCGGUCAAUACCAAGGUCAGCACGGCAACUACGGUGGCCCAGCCGCUCAGUCCCCGGCCGGUUAUGGAGCGCAGCCCAUGGGAUACGGCGGACCGCAGAGUGCCGGAGGCUAUGGUCGCGGGCAACAGCCACCCAACCAGCAGUGGCCCCAGGGACCUCAGGGACAGAACUUCAACAACGGGUUCGCUGGGUACCAGGGCUAACUGCAGUUCACGACGUAGCCCCAGCUCGUGAGCUAGAGUGCGCAGCGUUGCAUUUUGCUCCAACAGAGGGCAUCGAAUACGGUCGCACCCACAGCGUUGCAAGGUCCUAGGGGUUGCUUUUGUGGAGUCUUUCUUUCUCAAUGUUGUUUUUUUUUGAUGGCAAAAUGGCAUGACCAACGCAUCUCCCAUGUUUUCCCAAAAUCAUUUCUUGCCAAAGCGUCUCUCUCUCUAUCUCAAUCUCUCCUACCAUCUGCGAUGAGGGCAUAUGUUGGUUUCUCUGGUGUGAGCACUGGGGAUGCGAAGGGGACAUCAUGUGCAUUUUCCGGGACGUUUCUCAGUCUUCCUAUCUUCUACGGCCUAGUGAUUCCCACAAGUCACGAACUUUUCCUUGUGCAGUCAUUUCUCCCUCUCUCAACCUGUCGGAGGGGCAGAGGGCAGACUUUUGAUAUGCUGUUUCGUUGCCAAAAAAAAGUUUGCUGCUUUGUUCUAUCAUGGAUACCUCUUCAGCAUGACGAAUCUGUUGGAUGAUGAGUUUAUGACUUUUUAUUUAUCUAUUUUUCUCUACACUAUGUUGGGCACAAGUUUUCUCCUAGCGCGUGGUGGUCUCCCGGAUACUCGAGUCACCAUUAGAUACCUACGACGACCAGACACCAGAUUUUGACGAACCUAUGGGAGAGGAGAAGGGGUGCGUGUGUGUGGCUUGGAUGACCAAGGAGCGAGCAGGUGGAGACGACAUGUGGUUGGCUGAUGGAGGGGGUUUUAUGCAUGCGUGUGGGAGGUGCAGGUACUUCUUUUUGGGAAACCCUUUGAAAUGAUGGAAGGCGAAAACAAAUUACAGAAGAGAAGACUGCAAGACCAGACAGACGAGGCAUCUGUUGAAUGAAGCUGACGUUGGCAGAGUACCCGUC
Colletotrichum scovillei is the source of this 3283-nucleotide messenger RNA. RefSeq names its product RNA recognition domain-containing protein. Gene Ontology annotation, molecular function: RNA binding. The transcript has 5 exons. The coding region runs from base 918 to 2375 and encodes 485 amino acids. Lineage: Eukaryota; Fungi; Ascomycota; Sordariomycetes; Glomerellales; Glomerellaceae. The record is from RefSeq and is a predicted model, not a curated record.